GGAGCGCGGGGGGCGUGUCCCCGGCUUCCAGAGAGUUCGGAGACGGGAGCGGAGCGGCGCGCGUCGGCAGCGAGGACGAUGGUGAAGGAAACGGGUUACUACGACCUGCUGGGCGUGCGGCCGGGCGCCACGCUGGACGAGAUCAAGCGGGCGUACCGGCGGCUGGCGCUGCGCUACCACCCCGACAAGAACCCCAGCGAGGGCGAGCGGUUCAAGCAGAUCUCCCAAGCCUACGAGGUGCUGUCGGACACCCACAAACGGGCGCUGUACGACCGCGGCGGGGAGCGAGCCAUGAAGGAAGGAGGCUUGGGGAGCCGGGGGGGCAGCGCUGGGUUCGGCUCGCCCAUGGACAUCUUCGACUUCUUCUUCGGAGGGGGAGUGCGGAUGCGCGGCCGGGCUGACAGGAGAGGGAAGACCGUGGUGCACCAGCUCUCCGUGUCCCUGGAGGACCUCUACAACGGCACCACUCGGAAGCUGUCCCUGCAGAAGAACAUCAUCUGCAGGAAGUGUGGAGGCUGUGGGGUGCGGGAGGGCGCCCAGAGGAGGUGUCCCAAGUGCCACGGCUCGGGCAUGGAGGUGCGGAUCCAUCAGCUGGGGCCCAGUAUGAUCCAGCAGAUCCAGACGGUGUGUUCCCAGUGCCAGGGCCAGGGCGAGUGGAUCCGGCCUCGGGAUUGCUGCCUCACCUGCAACGGCCGCAAGGUCGUCAGGGAGAAGAAGAUCCUCAAUGUCCACCUGGAUAAAGGCAUGAAGGACGGGCAGAAGAUCACGUUCCAUGAGGAAGGGGACCAGGUCCCGGGGCUGGAGCCCGGGGACAUCAUCAUAGUCCUGGAUCAGAAGGAGCAUCCCGUGUUCCGGCGCAGCGGCGACGACCUCAUUGUGCGCAGGGAGAUCAGCCUGGCCGACGCGCUGUGCGGCUGCCGCCAGGUCAUCCGCACCCUGGAUAACAGGAGCCUGCUCCUGGCCUCCCCGCCAGGGGACGUUAUCCGGCCCGGAGACCUCAAGUGUGUCCCCAACGAGGGGAUGCCCGUCUACAGGAGCCCGUUCCAGAAGGGGAAGCUCAUCCUGCAGUUCCAGGUGAAGUUCCCGGAGCCAGGCUGGCUGCCCCCCGAGCGCCUGCGCCAGCUCCAGGCCUUCUUCCCGCCGCAGGACGAGGUGAUGGCCACGGAGGACACGGAGGAGGUGGAGCUCAGCGACUACACGGCCCAUGGGGGGCCGGGGGGGCGAAGGCCCUUCCCUGGGGACCCCCCCCACGAUGAUGACUUUGAGGACGGGACGCGCCAGCACGUCCAGUGCCAAACCUCAUAGCCAGGGCUGGGGGGGGGGGGGGCUGUGGGGCAGAGCUUGGGGGGGGGGCUAUGGGGCAGGGAGGGGGCUCUCGGAGCCGUCACCUUCAGGGAUGUACAUAGGUCACCUUUGGACAGCACUUCACCUCCCUUUGCCCCCCCACUUUGGGGACCCCCCCCCCAGGCCCUCCUGCUAAAGGGGAUGGGCCCCUUCAGUGGGUGCUGCCCUGCACUGAGGGGAAGGGGGGGCCCUCACCCCCUGCCUCAGUUUCCCCAUUGAUGCUGGGGCAAAGCCUCCCGACGAGCCCCAUAGGGGGAGGACUUGAACUGCCCCCCCCGGCCCCGGCCGGCCCCACAGCGCCGUGGGGCCCCCACAAGGCCUUUGCUUUGCCCAUUUCUGUCCUUGCUGGAGCCUGGCUCAGGCCUGGGAGCGAGGGGGGGGUUUCUCUGGUCUCUUUGCACACACAAAAGGGGGUUUUUUGGGGGGGGUCCCGUCCCUUUAAUUUAUUUUUUAGAGGAAUUUUAAGCAUUUUUUCUCUGUUGUCAUUGUCGGGGGGGGGCUGGAGGGGGGGCACUUUGUACUUGGCAUUAAAAGCAAAUCCCGACUCCA
This is a messenger RNA of Strigops habroptila (Kakapo), 1893 nucleotides long. RefSeq names its product dnaJ homolog subfamily A member 1-like. Lineage: Eukaryota; Metazoa; Chordata; Aves; Psittaciformes; Psittacidae. Gene Ontology annotation, biological process: response to heat; protein refolding. Gene Ontology annotation, cellular component: cytosol; cytoplasm. The record is from RefSeq and is a predicted model, not a curated record. The coding region runs from base 79 to 1305 and encodes 408 amino acids. Gene Ontology annotation, molecular function: ATP binding; Hsp70 protein binding. The transcript has 8 exons.